AUGGACAUUGAAGCCGCUGGAAUCCAAAGGAAAUUGCAAUGGAAUGAGCUUGAGGAGAUUAGGAAUGAAGCUUAUGACAACGCUCACAUCUACAAGGAGAAAACCAAGGCGGCCCAUGACAAGAUGAUUCGUGGCAAGACAUUCUCUAUAGGGCAGAAAGUGUUACUCUUCAACUCCCACCUUCGUUUGUUUCCGGUCCAAAUCCAAAGUUUGAACACGGGACAUGAAUUCAAGGUCCAUGGACACCAUUUGAAGCCCUACUACGAGACUUUUGAGGAGCAUGUCGUGGAGGAUGUACACCAUCAUGCCGUUGGCCCUAUUGAAGCUUGA
Malus domestica (apple) is the source of this 330-nucleotide messenger RNA. NCBI's taxonomy places the organism in Eukaryota, Viridiplantae, Streptophyta, Magnoliopsida, Rosales, Rosaceae. The record is from RefSeq and is a predicted model, not a curated record.